GGUGACCAGACACCAAAAUUCUUUUAUCGGCAACCUCCAGGGCUCCAGACGAGGGAGGAAGACACGACUGACAGAGUUCGAGAUUUGGGAGGAUGGCAAUGGCGACGGCGCUCCGGAGGCUCUCUUCGUCUGUUGCGAAGAAGCCGCUUGCGCCACCAAUAUCAUCACGGGUCUCCCUCUAUUUCAUGUCUUCUCUCCCGAGCGAAGCCGUCCACGACAAGGACAAGUCUCGCAUCACGUGGACGAAGGUGUUGAAUGAGCCGCUGGAGGUUGUGGAUCCGGAGAUUGCAGACAUCAUUGAGCUCGAGAAGGCCCGACAAUGGAAGGGUCUUGAGCUCAUACCCUCCGAGAAUUUCACUUCUGUGUCCGUGAUGCAAGCGGUAGGAUCAGUCAUGACUAACAAAUAUAGUGAAGGCUACCCCGGUGCGAGAUACUAUGGUGGAAAUGAGUACAUUGACAUGGCUGAAUCAUUGUGUCAAAAGCGUGCCUUGGAGGCAUUCCGUCUGGAUCCUGCAAAGUGGGGCGUGAAUGUUCAGUCUCUUUCUGGUUCUCCUGCUAAUUUCCAAGUAUAUACUGCGCUUCUUAAACCACAUGAGAGAAUCAUGGCUCUUGAUCUUCCCCAUGGUGGGCAUCUUUCACACGGCUAUCAGACUGAUACCAAGAAGAUAUCUGCUGUAUCUAUAUUCUUUGAGACAAUGCCAUAUAGAUUGAAUGAAAGCACGGGAUAUAUUGACUACGACCAGCUCGAGAAAAGUGCAACACUUUUUAGGCCAAAGCUAGUUGUUGCUGGAGCUAGUGCAUAUGCACGACUUUAUGAUUAUGCUCGUAUACGAAAGAUCUGUGACCGGCAGAAAGCUGUACUCUUGGCAGAUAUGGCCCACAUUAGUGGUCUGGUUGCUGCUGGUGUCAUUCCGUCACCAUUUGAAUAUGCAGAUGUGGUGACAACUACAACCCACAAAUCACUCCGUGGACCUCGUGGGGCUAUGAUCUUUUUCAGGAAAGGGUUAAAGGAGAUAAACAAGCAAGGUCAAGAGGUCCUUUAUGACUAUGAAGAUAAGAUCAACGCGGCUGUAUUCCCUGGACUUCAAGGUGGUCCACACAAUCAUACUAUAUCUGGUUUAGCUGUUGCACUCAAACAGGCAACUACUCCAGAAUACAAAGCAUAUCAAGAACAAGUUCUUUGUAAUUGUGCAAAAUUUGCUCAGAGCUUGAUUGAGAAAGGAUAUGAGCUGGUUUCUGGUGGAACAGAAAAUCAUUUAGUCUUAGUUAAUCUUAAAAACAAGGGAAUAGAUGGCUCCAGAGUUGAAAAGGUGUUAGAGCUGGUUCACAUUGCAGCUAAUAAAAACACUGUUCCUGGUGAUGUGUCUGCAAUGGUUCCUGGGGGCAUCAGGAUGGGAACCCCGGCUCUGACAUCAAGGGGAUUUGUUGAAGAGGAUUUUGCAAAAGUUGCUGAAUUUUUUGAUACCACUGUUAAAUUAGCCCAGAAAAUCAAGGCUGAAACAAAAGGUGGGUCAAAGUUAAAGGACUUCCUAGCAACUAUUCAAACUGAUGCUAAUAUUCAAUCUGAGAUUGCAAAAAUCCGUCAGGAGGUUGAGGAGUUUGCUAAACAGUUUCCCACCAUUGGUUUUGAGAAGGAGACAAUGAAGUACAAGGAUUAAUAAAGAAGCAUAUAAACUAACAGCAAACAUGGUCGUCCAGUUCAUGGGAUGUCUGUUUCAAAACACUUGCCAUGUGUGCUGUUUUUACAUGCAAGGGGCAGUUGGCAUCACCUUGUCAUUGUGUAGUUAUUCAUAAAGCUGGACAUACAUUACUGACCAGCACAAGACCACACAAUUCUGUGCAUUCCAUCGCAGGAAGGCCGUCCAUGUACCUCUUCUCUUUUUGCUCCUUUUCUUUUAUGUUUUUGUUAUGAUGCCUAGAAAUCCUCAAAAGAAAGUUGUAUUGGAUGUUUUGCUGAAUAAGCCUUCUGCUUACUGUGUAUCUCGUAAGUAUCUCUCUUCAGAUUACCCAUACUAAUCAGUUUU
Molecule: messenger RNA, 2024 nt
Organism: Dioscorea cayenensis subsp. rotundata (Guinea yam)
Lineage: Eukaryota; Viridiplantae; Streptophyta; Magnoliopsida; Dioscoreales; Dioscoreaceae
Product: serine hydroxymethyltransferase, mitochondrial
Exons: 16
Coding region: 93-1658 (521 amino acids)
Biological process (GO): L-serine catabolic process; folic acid metabolic process; tetrahydrofolate interconversion
Cellular component (GO): cytoplasm
Molecular function (GO): pyridoxal phosphate binding; glycine hydroxymethyltransferase activity; serine binding
Source: RefSeq, a predicted model, not a curated record